AAAUAUGUUAUAAUUGGUAAUUGUUUGCAUCAAUUGCGAUUCGAAACCAUCACUAGUCGGGGGUGUUCGAUGACCAUGGGAGCAGUGGCGUCGGCGGGACAAGACGGGAGAUCGAGGAGGGGCACGACCAUUGUUGAACGUCCGGCGGCGCCAGCCACUAGCCAUCACGACUACUACCACCAGUACGACACCGUUACCACCACCAUCAUCAUCAUCAUAGAUGAGAACGGACAACCACCAUCGUCGAGAAAAUGGGAAAGCUCUUCGUGAACAGCGAAACUUUGUGGAAAGUUAUGGGGCUCACAUCGGCGACGAAACUGACGCGAGAAUUCCAUGGAAAAUUACAGAGAAUAAAAUUGAACGAGACGGCAGCGAGACUCGUGCACUUGCACGAGCAUGCAUACCUGAGCAACCGGAUCUCAUUGACUCCUUGACCUUCGAGUUUAAGAAGCGAAGUUCCCUUGACCUCAGAAUAAAUAAACUGACGAAACUACUCUCCUCACUGUUGGUUAACACUAUGGAAAGCGAACCGUGUCAUGACUUUUCGCUAAGUCUUUCAAAGGCACGUAGAAUAUUUCUAAGCGACAGUCUCUCUCUUCUUUUCCUACUCUAUAAGUUUUAUCUUAUAUCACAAAAUGCUCCAACUACAAGUACGGUCUCUUCAUUAGCGUAGGAAAUAUUGAUUUUGGACGUAACUUUAGCAGCAUAAUUAACCGGAAUGUUUGUUUUAAAUCAUUUAGGAUUUUCUAACAUAGUAAUUAUAUGUGUUCAUAGAUAUGCAUGUGUGUUCAAUGAUUCAACAUUGAUUUGAAUGAAAAAAUACUAAUUGACAGGAUCGAGAAUGACCGUUUAACAAAAAAGAUACAUACGACAAACAUUACAAAGACAACAAAAUGUUUAUUUACAUUUCAAUAAAGAUUAACGAGCUAAUAUAAAGGCUAGCUAAUCUUUUAAAUAUAUGAUGCGGGUUACUAAUUAAAGACUGUCAGAUUUUAUCGACUUAAAUUUAACA
This is a messenger RNA of Vespa crabro (European hornet), 1012 nucleotides long. RefSeq lists its product as uncharacterized. Bases 221 to 673 code for a protein of 150 amino acids. The transcript has 2 exons. Lineage: Eukaryota; Metazoa; Arthropoda; Insecta; Hymenoptera; Vespidae. The record is from RefSeq and is a predicted model, not a curated record.